This is a messenger RNA of Cyclopterus lumpus (lumpfish), 2625 nucleotides long. Its product is annotated as uridine-cytidine kinase-like 1. The record is from RefSeq and is a predicted model, not a curated record. NCBI's taxonomy places the organism in Eukaryota, Metazoa, Chordata, Actinopteri, Perciformes, Cyclopteridae. The transcript is spliced from 14 exons. The coding region runs from base 446 to 2095 and encodes 549 amino acids. Gene Ontology annotation, cellular component: cytoplasm. Gene Ontology annotation, molecular function: ATP binding; kinase activity.
CAUAAUCUGCAGGGUCGGUUAUCCUCUUACAUUUGUUGGCUGAGGGGAGGAGUGGAGAGCGAGAGAAAGAGGAGGGAAAAAGAAAAGCUCUGUCCUGCUGUGUUUCUACAUCGAGUGUGUGUGUGUGUCUCUCUCUCUCUCUCUCUCUCUCUCUCUCUCUCUCUUUCCAGUAAAUGGAAGGAAUAGAAAGCUCAACAGAUGUUUAAAGUUUCGUUUCUCCCCCUGUGUAUUUUGUCAACACCUUCCUCUUCUCCGCCUCUUAACUCUCUGGAUGUGUUUGUACCAGAGCACACGGCCUGUUAACUCCACUGUGCAGGACAGUGUGUGUGUGUGUGUGUGUGUGUGUGUGUGUGUGUGUGUGUGAGAGAGAACACACACACACCGAGUACUUUAGGAUUAAAACACAAAGUUGCUGAGUUCGCACGGCGGGAGCUCCUCUCCAGUUAUGAACUCUCCACCAUCUUACUCAGGAGCCAGAAUAUCUGGCUGUUGGACUCUCAGAUCUGACGGCAGCGGAGGCGGCGAGGGCUCUCUGGACCGGCUCCUCCCCGCGGUCGGCACGGGGCUUUCCCCGAGGAAGAGGACCACCAGUCAGUGCAAGUCGGAGCCGCCUCUCCUGCGCACCUCCAAGAGAACCAUCUACACCGCCGGCCGGCCGCCCUGGUACAACGAGCACGGGGCGCAGUCCAAGGAGGCCUUCGUCAUCGGUCUGUGCGGCGGCAGCGCGUCGGGGAAGACGACGGUGGCCCGCAAAAUCAUCGAGGCCCUGGACGUGCCGUGGGUCGUGCUGCUCUCCAUGGACUCGUUCUACAAGGUGCUGACCCCGGAUCAGCAGACUCUGGCCGCCAGCAACGACUACAACUUCGACCACCCCGACGCCUUCGACUUCGACCUGCUGACGCACACGCUGCGCAAGCUCAAACAGGGCAAGAGCGUGAAGAUCCCCGUGUACGACUUCACCACCCACGGGAGGCAGAAGGAGUGGGUGAGGAGGACACACACAAACGGGUGCUGCCUCACUUCCUGGUUUGAGGACUCAUCCCCUCCGCCUCUCUCUCUCUCUCUCUCUCUCUCUCUCUCUCUCCUGGUUCCUCCCGGGCAGCUGCUGGACAUGAAGAUCUUCGUGGACACGGACUCGGACAUCCGGCUGGUGCGUCGGCUGAGGAGGGACAUCUCGGGCCGGGGGCGGGACAUCGAGGGCGUCAUCAAGCAGUACAACAAGUUCGUCAAGCCGGCGUUCGAGCAGUACAUCGAACCCACCAUGCGCCUGGCCGACAUCGUGGUGCCACGUGGCGGUUGCAACAUGGUGGCCAUCGAUUUGAUCGUGCAGCAUGUUCACAGUCAGCUGGAGGAGCGCGAGCUCAGCGUCAGGGCGGCCCUGGCUUCGGCACACCAGGCCCAGCCCCUCCCCCGGACCCUCAGUGUUCUGGAGAGCACGCCCCAGGUCAGGGGCAUGCACACCAUCAUCAGGAACAAGGAAACCAGCCGCGACGAGUUCAUCUUCUACUCCAAGAGGUUGAUGCGCCUGUUGAUCGAGCGAGCGCUCUCCUUCCUCCCGUCGCAGGUCCACGUGGUCCAGACCCCCCAGGGGGAGGAUUAUGAAGGGAGGGCUUUCCACGGGAAGAGGAUCACAGGCGUGUCCAUCUUGCGAGCCGGGGAGACCAUGGAGCCGGCCCUCAGGGCCGUCUGCAAAGACGUCCGCAUCGGCAAGAUCCUCAUCCAGACCAACCAGGACACCGGAGAACCGGAGCUCCACUACCUGCGUCUCCCGAAGGAAAUCGGUGAAGAUCACGUGAUCCUGAUGGACUGCACCGUGUCCACCGGAGCGGCCGCCAUGAUGGCCGUUCGAGUCCUGCUGGACCACGACGUGCAGGAGGACAAGAUCCUGCUGGUGUCUCUGCUCAUGGCGGAGAUGGGGGUGCAUUCAGUGGCCUACGCGUUCCCACAGGUCAAGAUCAUCACCACGGCCGUGGACAAGAAGGUCAACGACCUCUUUCACAUCAUACCCGGCAUCGGAAACUUCGGGGAUCGAUACUUUGGAACGGACGCACCGCCUGACUGGAGCGACGAAGAGACGGACGAGCCCAGUUACUGACCGACUGCUCGCCGGCGCCCCCCGCAGGACGACGCCAGCACGCAGUUUGAGAGGACAAAACUCUGCCGGUGGACAUGUGCCACUUACAUGUGCAGAUGUUUUUUAUUUCAUCGUUUUAAAUUGCGACACACGCUCCCGACACCUGCAGGCACGUUUGCUUUUUGAAGAGACGGACCCCGCCUUAAGCCGCCGCCUACUGUGCACGACACAACUGAAUGUGAAAGGCGUCGAGCUGUUUUUACGGUUAUUUUCUUUCUAUUUAUUUGUUUUAUUUUACCACACGCACCUUUCCUCACAACCUUCACAAAGGCAACCAAUCGGAACAGGAGCUCGUGUUGCUCGACUUUCUGAAGGACCAUUCAAUCGGAAAGAUGUGUGGGUGUAUCCGUCUUUCUCUUUUUUUACCUCUUGUUUUUUGGUUUGUUUUUUUAGCUUUCUGGUUCACCCGCUUCCUCUCUGUGGAUGUUGACCUAACAGUGUUGGAAACUGUGUUUUAAUAUGCAGUUAAAAGUAUGCACUUGUGGUGUGUA